Molecule: messenger RNA, 2285 nt
Organism: Periophthalmus magnuspinnatus
Lineage: Eukaryota; Metazoa; Chordata; Actinopteri; Gobiiformes; Gobiidae
Product: beta-1,3-N-acetylglucosaminyltransferase lunatic fringe-like
Exons: 8
Coding region: 147-1214 (355 amino acids)
Biological process (GO): regulation of Notch signaling pathway
Cellular component (GO): membrane
Molecular function (GO): O-fucosylpeptide 3-beta-N-acetylglucosaminyltransferase activity
Source: RefSeq, a predicted model, not a curated record
GACACAAAGUUUCACUUGACUCCACAGCUCCAGAGGUGGACGGAUGGAGACAGACAUGAGCCCAGAGCCCCCUGAACCCGCUGUCUUCCCCCUGGAGCUCUACUGCCAGAGCACGGAACUAUAACUCCCUUCACCUUUGUACUUUAAUGUCCACAAACAUGACGAGAAAACCCCGGACCUCCGCCUCUACUCCCGCGGCCGCUUUCCUGCUUGUGACCGGGAUGCUGGUGCUCUCGUGCGGACACCGGAGCAGCAGUCUCCCGCUGGAAGAAGAGCCAGCUCCAACUGCCACUCUCUCCGCCGCUGGUAAGGUUUUCUCCCUGUACUUCCAGAGGCUAACCCGGGAGAGGAGGACAACAACAACAACGACAGCAGCAGGAGCCCGGUCCAGCAGUGCGUCUCCCCGGGUGGUGGAGCAGCUGUCCCCCGCGGACCUGUUCAUCGCGGUGAAGAGCACAGCCAGGUUCCACCGCUCUCGACUGGAGCUGCUGCUGGAGACCUGGAUGUCCCGCAGCAUGGCGCAGACGUUUGUGUUCACAGAUGCAGAAGACCCCCAGCUGCAGCCCAGGCUCGGUGACCAUCUGAUCCACACUCACUGCUCUAGCGCUCACACUCGUCAGGCACUGUCCUGUAAGAUGUUCUACGAGUACGACACUUUCCUCCGCUCAGGCAGGAAGUGGUUGUGUCAUGUAGAUGAUGAUAACUAUGUGAACGUGGUUGCUCUUCUGAAGCUGCUGUCCCAGUACCAUCACACAGAGGAUGUUUACUUGGGCCGCCCCAGCACUGGGACCCCCUUGCAGGCCUCCUACAGCACACAGGGGGCUGCUCCUCAGGAGGUGAGGUUCUGGUUUGCCACAGGAGGAGCAGGGUUCUGCCUGAGCCGCAGUCUGGCCCUCAGGAUGCAGCCCUGGACCAGUGGCGGUGCGUUCAUGAACACCUCUGACAUGAUCAGGCUGCCUGAUGACUGCACUGUGGGAUUCAUCGUGGAGGGCCUUCUGGGGGUGGCUCUGACCCACUCCCCCCUGUUCCACUCUCACCUGGAGAAUCUGAGCACCAUCACAGACCUGCCCGCUCAGGUGACUCUGAGCUAUGGCCCUGAGGACAACACUGUGGACAUCAGAGGAGCCUUCUCCACUCAGCAGGACCCCACCAGGUUCCGCUCUGUGCACUGUCUGCUGUAUCCAGACACUCCCUGGUGCCCCCGUCUCACCUAAGGAACAGCUGAAGAGAAGACGAGACCAAGGAUGAGGAAGGAUAAAGAGAGGUUGUGCACCGGAGCACAGGAGGCAGUCAUGUCAACUUCUUUUUUAUUUGGAUCAAAAUCCUGUGUUUCAGUGUUGGGUCUAAUGCAGCGUGUUCAGAGCUGAGCAGGAGAGAGAUCUGAUAUCUGUGUGGAGUUUGCUCAUUUAACCACAACCACAACCAGCAGAAUGAGAAGGCCAAAGAAUCAAAGUCUGAGGUGAUAUAAGAGCUAGGUGAGAUGAGAAAAAUUAUUAUGAUUUUUUUUUUCCCCCUCAUAUUGAUUGAGCUCAAUCUCUGAUUUUUGAGUCAAAAACAAAAUUAAAAUAGCUCUUUGUUUGGAAUUUUGUGUGUGAAAUGGAAUUGAUUAAACACAUUUCUUCCCCCAAAGUCUUGCCACUGCUCCAAACCACAUGCUUUUACUGACAGAAGAUUGGCUGUGGCUCCAUUUAAAAAACCCUACCCAUAUCAUUGACUUUUAGACAUGACUGAUUCUCAAGCUCACCAUCUUUUAAUUGUCCAGCCCUGGGUGACCUGCUUGUGGGUCACCACAUUGCCGCCCCUGUCCUCUGACCUCUACAUGUCUCUUUUGUCCAUGUGAUUGUUGAAAAAGGACCAUAUCUGUUUGACUCAGUAUUUCCCCUGUACUACAGAAGGUGGCGCUGAUACAGGCUUUUAUCAUGUUUUGUUUUGUGAAGCUGAGAGCUGCAAAGAGACAUUUACCAGUGCCAUGCUGGAGAGGACUGACCCAUGUUGGGUUGUGUGUGCAUCAGUCAUUUUGAUUAUGUUGGAAAUGUGUGUUUUUAUUGUAAAUAUUUUAAUUGUAAAUCUCACUUUUUUAACUCUUGUGUUUCUUUUGGGGUCAAAAUGACCCCGGAUGAACUUUAACAUAACACUACUGGGAGGAACAUACAAGGGUUAAUUGUAUAUCUGAUGUUUUCUUUUUUCUUAUUUGUAUUAUAAUGCUGAAAGCUGCUUAUGAAGCAGAGUGUUGUCUCCAGUAUCUGGACCUGAAUAAAAUCAUCUGACCCCAGGUGUGCACAGCU